Ambispora gerdemannii is the source of this 341-nucleotide messenger RNA. Lineage: Eukaryota; Fungi; Glomeromycota; Glomeromycetes; Archaeosporales; Ambisporaceae. The record is from the annotation of a GenBank genome assembly.
UUACAUUAUUUGUCGCUUCAUUUUCUAUCGGCCUUGGCCCUAUUCCAUUUUCAAUUAUCCCGGAAUUAGCAUCAACACAUAGUAUCAGCGCAACCGCAUCUGCUGCAAUGGGUCUAAACUGGCUUUGUAACUUUGUGGUGGCUUUCGUAUUCCCGGUGUUCGCAGAAACAUUGAAAAGUUGGACUUUUCUUGUUUUUGCAAUAAUUACGGGUGUUGGCUUUGCAUUGACAUUUAUCUUUGUGCCAGAGACUAAGGGUCGUAGUAUCGAAGCAAUACAUCGAGAAAUUCGAGGAAGCAAAGUAGUCUUGGAUAAUGGCAGUGACGUUUCAACUACCGUCUGA